AUGACAUCGCCUGGAGAUGCUACUCCGGUGAAACCUCCGCCGUCCUUCUCCCCCGGCUCGGGGCGCAACGCAUCCAAGUCCCGAUAUCCGGAUGAGCACGAGCCCACAGUAUCCAUAGACGCCGAGCUGGCGGAGGCCCGGUCCGGGUCGUCGCCAACACCGCCGCUGUCGGCAACGACCGCAGAGCUGCCAAUCCGAUCCGCGUCACCACAGUCCCGCUCUGUCAGAUCGUCCACCCCGCAAUUAGGUCGGUCGUCGCUCGGCUCGCCCUUGGAGGGACGGUUUGGUGGAUCGGAGGAUAUCAGGUCAUUAAUUAUCCGCGCUUUCUCACCAACCGUCGCCGUCUAUGCUUCCGACGACACAGAUGAACUGGUCAGGAAUAAGGGGUUCAAAGGGGGCUUCUGGGAAUUGAUCCGGCCGUAUGGGGAGACUGUGCCGGGGAAGGUGAUCAUCCGGGAUAGCAUAGGGUCUAGCCGUGCUUGGGAAGACUAUGGGGUGCGUUUCGUGGAUUUCAAAGGGCUCGGCCGGGCAGCCGCUGGCCGUGAUCCCGAAAGAGGCUCGCGUCUGGCGCAGAUAGAAGAGGUUCUGGACCAGCAGUUGGGAUCUGCGGAGGGUUCGCUUGGACAUCCGGUGCCCUCCAAGGAGGUAUUGGGCUUUCCUGCUACAACACCUCUGACCAAGCUGUUCUUGAGGCAACUACUCUCUGCCACCCCCGCUGCACCCCACGAAACCUUCGGACAUCCUGUGGCCAGCGUCAUUGCGAUCAGCUCUCGCAAUGAAGCUCCCUUGGAGACACUUCGGCAGCUUUAUGCCGAAAGCACCACGGGCGACAAGCGGUUGCCAGAUUGGGUUAACCAGGAGUAUCUUCGAUAUUAUGUCUUGGUUCAUGACGAAGAACGGGACGACAUCACAGAGUCUACUAAACUAUACGAUCAGAUGAAGCGCCAUUUUGGGUUACAUUGUCAUCUCUUGAGACUGCGGAGCAGUCAGUGCGUUGUAACAGAUGAUGAUAGCGUUCAAGUGCCUCAUUGCGAAUGGUUAUCUCCGCAAGAACACUUGUCGGGGGUUGGGGAAGCAGAAACCCUGGUGGAUCUUGGUGCAGACGGCACGCCCUACCUCUUCGAUUCUGAUGUCUCGGCAAUCCAAUCCUUCAUUCGAGAGCUCAUAGUACAAUCGGUAAUUCCCUUCAUGGAGAACCGAGUAGCAGUCUGGAAUGACCAGGUUGCAUCUCGAAGGCGUGGCAUCAGUGGCCGAUUCAUGACAAUAUCAAGACGGUGGGCUGGCUUUGGCUCUAGCUCAAAGUCAGGCAUUGGCGGGCCAGGAGGUGGAAACAGUGGUAAUUACGACACGGAGCAGCACUUCUACCUUCCAGACACACCGGAGGCAAUCCUACGAAAGAUGGCUGAUUUUGCAUUCAUGCUUCGUGAUUGGAAGCUUGCUUCAUCCACAUACGAGAUGAUUCGCCCGGACUAUCAAAACGACAAAGCGUGGAAAUAUCAUGCGGGAGCUCAUGAAAUGUGUGUCGUGAGCAUGCUGUUAAAUCCGCUAGCCAUGUCGUCCAAAAUCAAGCUUGAGGAUGUCGACCGGAUGGUUGAGAAUGGUUGCUAUUCCUAUCUGACUCGGUGCGAGGAUGCAACGCAUGCUCUGCGAUGCUUGGCAUUGGCCGUUGAACUUCUCAAGUCCCGUGGUGGAUCAGCAACGGAGAGUGCAGCCAAGUGGGCCAUGCGGGUCAUGGACUUUGGUUUGGUCGGCUCGAUAGGUCAUAUUCUUUUCAUGGAACGAGUGGCAGCAUGCUAUGCUUCAAAGACUCCCGCAGGUGGAGCUAAAUGGGGUGCGCGUCGACGGAAAGCUGGCAUGUGGAGCAUCCUUGCUGCCGAGCAAUGGCUUAAGGCCGGCCACCCUACGCUCGCUUCGGCAUGUUUUGAAGAAGCCGAGCAUCUCUAUGCCGACGUCCUAGACGCUGACGGUGUGUUCCCUAUGCCAGAGAUCCAGACCUUCGUCGACAACUUGCGCCACGCGGUCAAGGUCGAGUAUCUUCAGGCACGAGGGUUUGAGGCUCACGCUGAACCUGCAGCCGAAGACCCACUUGGCACUGAAGAGAUCAGUGAAAAAUUGGACAAGCGCAAUCAUCGUCGCUCGCUGAUCGGGCUUCCUGGGCAACUGAAUGCUGGGAAUCUCAUGAACGUGGGUGCGAGGGACCCCGAGGACCAACCUAAUGAUGACUUUGAACGAGCCUAG
Molecule: messenger RNA, 2238 nt
Organism: Penicillium canariense
Lineage: Eukaryota; Fungi; Ascomycota; Eurotiomycetes; Eurotiales; Aspergillaceae
Product: TRAPP III-specific subunit 85 family protein
Exons: 2
Coding region: 1-2238 (745 amino acids)
Biological process (GO): endoplasmic reticulum to Golgi vesicle-mediated transport; protein localization to phagophore assembly site
Cellular component (GO): TRAPPIII protein complex; phagophore assembly site; cytoplasmic vesicle
Source: RefSeq, a predicted model, not a curated record